AUGAGCAGUAGCAGUGAUCCAUUAGUGAGUGGGAGAGUGAUUGGGGAAGUGGUCGACAACUUCAACACCACAGUCAACAUGGAAGUCGUCUACAAAUCCAAAUCCAAAAAGCAAUGGUACAAUAGCAAGCAACAGUGUGUGAGUUAUGUCCCCGUCGUCGUUCGCAAUGACCAUGAGAUCUUCCCUUUCACUCUCACCUCCAAACCUAGGGUUCAAGUUCUUGCUGCUCAUUUCACUACAUUCUUCACACUGAUCAUGACAGACCCUGAUGUUCCAGGUCCAAGUGAUCCAUAUCUUCGAGAACACUUGCACUGGGUGAUCACAGACAUCCCGGGCACAACGGAUUCAUCUUUUGGAAGAGAAGUUGUGAGUUAUGAAAUGCCGAGGCCAAAAAUUGGAAUACAUCGAUACAUAUUCUUGUUGUACAAGCAAAAGAAUCGGCUACAAGUGUCGUUGAGCCUCCCUAUUAGCCGAGAUGGAUUUUGCACGAGGAAAUUUGCCGAGGAUUACGAAUUAGGCCUCCCCGUGGCAGCCGUUUUCUUCAAUUGCCAGCGCAAAAUAGCUCCAAGGAGGCGAUGA
Molecule: messenger RNA, 579 nt
Organism: Andrographis paniculata
Lineage: Eukaryota; Viridiplantae; Streptophyta; Magnoliopsida; Lamiales; Acanthaceae
Product: protein CENTRORADIALIS-like
Exons: 4
Coding region: 1-579 (192 amino acids)
Biological process (GO): negative regulation of flower development; vegetative to reproductive phase transition of meristem
Cellular component (GO): nucleus; cytoplasm
Source: RefSeq, a predicted model, not a curated record